CCUCGGUGGACCGACCUGCUGGAGGCCGACGUCAGGGGGCGCCCAGGAGCCGGGGCGACCCGGGCUCCCUCCUCCCUGAGCCCGCCCGGAGGCCGGGGCUCGGAGGAUGCGGCAGGGAGCAGCUCUGGCUGCACGCAGAAGAGCAGCACCUACGUGGGCGCUCCUGCCUCCACCGGUUUCAGAAAGCCUCCCCUGACGAAUUGAGAAAAUGCAGAAGAUCUUGCAGGCAGAUGAAGUUACCGAUAACCACGUCCUUAGAAAAAGAAAGAGGAAACGGACGGAGACCGCCAACUCAGAAAAUGCAAAUAGUGUGGUGGAUAAAGUACAGAGAGACCCGUAUUCGGGAAAUGCCUUCCUGCCUGGUGAGAGCUCCAGUGAGGAUGAGACGCCCUUGGCAGAACUGUCCAAAGAGGAACUCUGUACCAAAAUCAAAAACCUGAAAGCAAAGCUAACGAACACCCGGAAGGAGAACAGCCGGCUCAGACAGUCUCUGGUCACGCUACAAGUGUCCCUUUCUGUUGCCAUUUCAGUGUUACCUCAGGCAGUCACCCAGUUUGAAGAGCUGGUUGGAAUGGCAGAGGCCCUGCUUAAGGGUGGAGGGGCCUCAUCCACACCUGCGUCCACUCUCUGGCGAGCAACAAACAACUCCUCCCCAGAUUCCUUUGCCUCUCUAUGCAGUAACUCCAACUCUAGUUCCAGCUCCCCAAGCUCCCUGAAGGCUGAGGAAGAGCCGCACCUUGGUGAGAAGCAGUUCAAGAUUGAAAAAUGGCAGAUUGCCCGUUGUAAUAAGAGCAAGCCUCAGAAAUUUAUUAAUGAUUUAAUGCAAGUACUUUACACAAAUGAAUACAUGGCCACACACAGUCUGACUGGGGCAAAAUCCUCUACUUCAAGGGACAAAGUUGUAAAACCAGCUAUGAAUCAGAAUGAAGUUCAAGAAAUCAUAGGAGUGACGAAGCAGGUAUUUCCCAGCGCAGAUGAUGUGUCAAUUAGAAGGAUGAUAGGACAAAAGCUGAAUAACUGCACCAAGAAGCCGAAUGUGAGCAAACCUCUUAACUCUCAGGAUAUUAAGUAGAUCCUAACGGUAUCUUAAAAUAAAGCAUGUUUGGUUUUACGUCAAACAUUGGAUUUUGCUGGCGAUUCUGAGACAUGUCAAAGACUGGCUGAAUAGCAUCUUGUAGUAGCCAUGGCUUUCCUGGUGGAGCGACACGCUGGCUAAGGAAGCUGCAUGCAGAGCUCCUGCUAAUCGCCAGUGACGCAUCGAACCAGAGAACGUCUGCCAGACAAGCAUGCAAUAUGGUUUCUUUGGAAAUAUGCAUUUUUUUCACAGCCCCAAAUACUUCCCUGUGGAACUAACUUAGGAUAAUAUCAGCUCUUAUCACAGCAACAAAAACAUCAUCCCUCCAAUCAGUCAUGAUCUUCAACAAACAUUACGCAUAAUUAUUAUCCGUGGCUCCCCAUUACGGUUUUUCUUUUUAGGGGGGAGGAAUUUAGCAAGCACAUGUUUGGGAAAAAUGCAAUGGAAUUGAUGCACGUCUACAAAUACAAAAGGAACAAAGUGAGCCUAAGCAGCAAUAACCAUGCCUAGCCAAGUAAUGGUGACUUAUCAAUAAAGUGAUGGGGUUAUUCUGUGAUCUAAAGAUGUGUGCAGUAGGAUUAUGGAAAGAAAAAAAACAAAACAAAAACAUAAAGGUCUUUUCAAUAUUAAACUAUCCCAGCACGCUCUUAAAAGCCUAAAGUCCCGUUUUUGUUUGUUAAUUCGAUGCACUGAUUUUUGUAACAGUCUCUCGUGAAGGAGACAAACCUCUCAGUAUCCAUUGUCCAAAGCAAGCAUUCUAGACUCAGAUGUGUAAUAAACAUAUCAUCUAAAGUGCACAUGGGACAUAAUAUCAUGUUUGAUCAGCUGUGAUGCUAAACUGCUUGAUUUUAACAUGUUUAUUUCUACUGUAGCAGAAGAAAAAAAUAAUUGAAAAAAUGGUGGUCUAAUAAUGGCCCAGAAAAUGCCAUUUUGUAAAUCAACAAAAGAUAAACUGUUCUUCAAAGACUUUUCACUUGAUAGAAGAUCACCUAACUACUUUGUAAUGUGAAGCUAUGCCUUUUUGUCCUCUCUCUCCCCCCUCCCUUUCUCUCUCUCUCUCUCUCUCUCUCUCUCUCUUUUUUUUUUUUUUGUCUUUCUGAGACAGGGUUUCUCUGUGUAACCCUGGUUGUCCUGGAAUAAACUCUGUAGAUCGUGCUGGCCCUAAACUCAGAGAUCCACCUGCCUUUGCCUCAACAGAGCUGGAAUUGAAGGUGUGUGCCACCAUGCCCGUGAAGUUACGCUUUUUGAGUGUGUAAAGUGUUGGUGAAGCUUGUAAAGAGGGAUUUCUAAAGUGCAGUGAACCCAGGGAGUACUCUCUAAAGUUUGCUUGAUAUAACAAUGCACUUGUACAAAACAAAUAAUCUCAAUGAAGUAAAUUAUGCAACAUUUGCUACUUUUAAUUAAUAAAGUCUAACUCCAUUGAA
Molecule: messenger RNA, 2499 nt
Organism: Psammomys obesus (fat sand rat)
Lineage: Eukaryota; Metazoa; Chordata; Mammalia; Rodentia; Muridae
Gene: Bend6
Product: BEN domain containing 6
Exons: 7
Coding region: 209-1072 (287 amino acids)
Biological process (GO): negative regulation of Notch signaling pathway; positive regulation of neuron differentiation
Cellular component (GO): nucleus
Molecular function (GO): DNA binding; transcription corepressor activity
Source: RefSeq, a predicted model, not a curated record